Grammomys surdaster is the source of this 5441-nucleotide messenger RNA. It is a transcript of the gene Srpk2, whose product is annotated as SRSF protein kinase 2. The record is from RefSeq and is a predicted model, not a curated record. Gene Ontology annotation, molecular function: protein kinase activity; ATP binding. Gene Ontology annotation, biological process: spliceosomal complex assembly; protein phosphorylation; regulation of mRNA processing. The coding region runs from base 226 to 2274 and encodes 682 amino acids. The transcript is spliced from 17 exons. NCBI's taxonomy places the organism in Eukaryota, Metazoa, Chordata, Mammalia, Rodentia, Muridae.
CGGCGGCGCAGGCGCUGUUCCCGCCUCCUCGGCCGGCGAGCGAGUGGAGGCUGCAUCCCGGUGCGGCUGACUGUCGCGUCGCCGCCGCCUCCGCCGCGGAGCCCCCCGCCCGGCUGCCCCAAGUCGAAAUGAGCUCCAGGAAAGUGCUGGCCAUUCAGGCCCGAAAGCGGAGGCCGAAAAGAGAGAAACAUCCGAAAAAAAAUCAAGCAGAAGAUUGAGCUGCUGAUGUCAGUUAACUCUGAGAAGUCGUCCUCUUCAGAAAGGCCGGAGCCUCAACAGAAAGCUCCUUUAGUUCCUCCUCCUCCACCGCCACCACCGCCACCACCACUGCCAGACCCGGCACCUGCUGAGCCAGAGGAAGAGCUUCUUGGAUCAGAUGAUGAGGAGCAGGAGGACCCUGCAGAUUACUGCAAAGGUGGCUAUCAUCCAGUGAAAAUUGGAGACCUCUUCAAUGGCCGAUAUCAUGUUAUUAGGAAGUUAGGAUGGGGACACUUUUCUACCGUCUGGCUGUGCUGGGAUAUGCAAGGGAAAAGAUUUGUUGCAAUGAAAGUUGUAAAAAGUGCCCAGCAUUAUACAGAGACAGCCUUGGAUGAAAUUAAACUGCUCAAAUGUGUUCGAGAAAGUGACCCCAGUGACCCAAACAAAGACAUGGUAGUCCAGCUAAUUGAUGACUUCAAGAUCUCAGGCAUGAAUGGGAUACAUGUCUGCAUGGUCUUUGAAGUACUUGGUCACCAUCUCCUCAAAUGGAUCAUCAAAUCCAACUAUCAAGGCCUCCCAGUACGUUGUGUGAAGAGUAUCAUUCGACAGGUUCUUCAAGGAUUAGAUUAUCUACACAGUAAGUGCAAGAUAAUUCACACCGACAUAAAGCCAGAAAACAUCUUGAUGUGUGUGGAUGAUGCUUACGUGCGAAGAAUGGCAGCCGAAGCCACUGAGUGGCAGAAAGCAGGUGCUCCUCCUCCUUCUGGGUCUGCAGUGAGCACGGCUCCACAGCAAAAACCUAUAGGAAAAAUAUCUAAAAACAAAAAGAAAAAGCUGAAAAAGAAACAGAAGAGACAGGCUGAAUUGCUGGAGAAACGCCUACAGGAGAUUGAGGAAUUGGAGCGAGAAGCUGAAAGGAAAAUCCUAGAGGAGAACAUCACCUCUGCAGAAGCUUCCAGUGAGCAGGAUGGAGAGUACCAACCGGAGGUGAAACUAAAAGAAGCUGAGUUAGAGGACACAACUGAGGAAGAGACAGCCAAGGAUAAUGGUCAAGUUGAAGACCAGGAAGAGAAAGAAGAUGCAGAGAAGGAAAACACUGAGAAGGAUGAAGAUGAUGUUGAACAGGAACUUGCAAACAUAGACCCUACGUGGAUGGAGUCCCCUAAGGCCAAUGGCCAUAUUGAAAAUGGCCCGUUUUCCCUGGAGCAGCCACUGGAAGAUGAAGAGGAUGAUGAAGAUGACUGUGCAAAUCCCGAGGAGUAUAACCUGGAUGAACCAAAUGCAGAGAGUGAUUACACUUAUAGCAGCUCCUAUGAACAAUUCAAUGGUGAAUUGCCAAACGGACAACAUAAGAGUUCCUCCGAGUUUCCCACACCGUUGUUUUCUGAGCCCUUAGAACCUGUGGCCUGUGGUUCUGAGCUUUCAGAGGGAUCGCCACUUACAGAGCCGGAGGAGAGCAGUCCGUCCCAUGACAGAAGCAGGACAGUUUCAGCCUCCAGUACUGGGGACUUGCCAAAAACAAAAACUCGGGCAGCUGACCUGUUGGUGAACCCUUUGGAUCCACGGAAUGCAGAUAAAAUUAGAGUAAAAAUUGCUGACCUGGGAAAUGCUUGUUGGGUGCAUAAACAUUUCACAGAGGAUAUCCAGACACGUCAGUAUAGGUCCAUAGAGGUUUUGAUAGGAGCAGGCUACAGUACACCUGCAGACAUUUGGAGUACAGCAUGCAUGGCUUUUGAGCUGGCCACAGGAGACUACUUGUUCGAACCACAUUCUGGGGAAGACUACUCCAGAGAUGAAGACCACAUAGCCCACAUCAUAGAGCUGCUAGGCAGUAUCCCGAGGCACUUUGCUCUGUCUGGAAAAUAUUCUCGGGAAUUCUUCAAUCGCAGAGGAGAACUGCGGCACAUCACCAAGCUGAAGCCCUGGAGCCUCUUUGAUGUACUUGUGGAAAAGUAUGGCUGGCCCCAUGAAGAUGCUGCACACUUCACAGAUUUCCUGAUCCCAAUGUUAGAGAUGGUUCCAGAAAAACGAGCCUCAGCUGGUGAAUGCCUUCGACAUCCGUGGUUGAAUUCUUAGCAGAUUCUACAAAUAUAGCAUUCUGAGCUAGCAGAGUUUCCCAGUACAGUGGACCUAAGCAGUGGCUCUCUCAUUCUUUAACAGGAUUACAAGUGAGCUGGCUCCACCCUCAGACCUUUGUUUUGCUUUGAGGUACUGUUGUUUGACACUUUGCUUCCUGUGCACCAUGGUCCUGGGGAAGGGUGGUCUUUGUCUUCAGCUAAGUAGUUUACUGGCCAUUUUCUUCUGGAAACAAUAACAUGUCUCUAAGCAUUGUUUCUUGUGUUGUGUGACAUUUAAAUGUCAAUUUUUUUGAAUGAAAAAUACUUUCCCCUCUGUGUUUUGGCAGGUUCUGUAACUAUUUAUGAAGACAUAUUUUAGCUGAGUAUUAUAUAUAAUUUACAAUCUUAAGAAAUUAUCAGUUGGAACCAAGAAAGAGCAAGGAAAUGUACAAUUUUAUCUUCUGGCAAAAGGAAAUCAUUCCUGUAUUAUAGUGUAUGUAACUAUUAAUUUGCAAAAAAUAGGGGAUGAGGAUUCACAUUCAGAAAAGCUACCCAGUCCUGAGUGCUUUUUAGCCUACAUUGCAUGUUGCAGAUUUCCACUGCUUCAAGAAGUUGUGCAAACUUUUCAUUCCAUGACAGUCCAGGUGGCUCUGGAUUAGGUGCCGUGUCCUCUGUGGCACUUUAGAGGGACAAAAACUUUAAAAACUUGACAUUAUAAUCUAGCAAUUCUAUUUGUAUUUUGCAUAUUUUAAAAACUAUGUUUAAAGUAUAAGUCCUUUCCACUUAAAAUGUGAUGGCCCAAUCCCAUGUAGUGUCGCCUCUUACCAGCACUGUAAGUUAAAUACAUAGAUUAAAUUGGACAAGAGAAAUAUGUUCAGUGUGUGGAAUGAAAAAAAUAAUAUCUUAAUGGAAAAGCAUGAUCGUGUUGUUUAAAACACAAGGUGUGGCUUAUACAGUUUGCAACGCAGUGGAGAGAAUGCUCCUCCCAGCUUAAAGGUACCAGCGCCCCAUCCCCUAGGCAGCUUCCCUGACCACUGCAGCUUCCCUUGCCUUUCGUUACUUCCCAUGAAUGAGAAGGCCAUUUCCCCUUUGCAGACCGCAUACCGUUUUAGUUUAUGCAUUUCCUUAAAAUUAACUGUAGAAUCCAGGAUACAAACCAUUAGUAGGCAAUACUAUUUUAGAAUGUAACUUAGGAGGUAUAUUUAGCCUCUUUUAGAAGUCAGUGGAUUGAAUGUCUUUUUUUAAAAACUUUUUAUUCAUUAAGGUGCCUCGUUUUUCUUGACUUUGUCCAUUAACAUUUAUCCAUACGCCUUUGCAAUAAUUAGAUUGUGAAAAGCUAACGAGUGUUGUAACAAUAAUUCUUCGUUUGGGGUGCUUGCACUUGUCUUUAAUUAAAGUGUUUUGGGGUGUUUUUCCAGACAUUGCCUUGGUUAUUGCCCUGUAUUUGAAGAGACAGAAUCAACAUACAUUUGCUCUCAGUAGAGUGUCAACAAAGCUAAAAGAGGUGCAGAUUAAGUCACAGGACAUGCAUUAGGGCAGAAUGGAUUUUAUGAAUGAGGCUUUAGUUACAGCUUCAUUAUCUACAAUGUGGGUGUCCCCUCAUUUUUUUUUUUAUCAGUGUUUCAUUGUAAGUGCAAUGGUUUUCUCCUCCUUCCCAGUCUUUCCCUCUGGGGAAAAGACACAUAUCCCUCUUAGGGGUUAGCAUUAUUAUAUUAUACACUGUAGUGAGAUAGGUGCCACUCAUUCAUAAACUAUGCAUGCUGUUUCUAAUGAGGCUGUGGGUUUCCUUAUAGAGCCUAUGACAGAGAUGGUGGCUGUUAAGUCACGAUUUCUAUAGACACAUUCCUGUAAGAACCACAGAGUAUGUUUAUGUCUUCCCUACCUCUGAGAAAACUUUUAUGAUUUGAAUGAAAUUUGUCUAAUGCGGUUAGAAAUGUCAAGUUGGAAAUGGAAGCUAGAACAUUAUUCCUAAGGUGGUUCUUCUAUUAAUACCCUAACUAGUUUACGAUAUACAAGGAGUUCUAGAAUACACUUUUGUGAUUGGGUACCAUAUGGUUAUAUCAGAUUCUUGGUAGCAUGAUGAUAAAGAAUAAAUGUAAAGGUUGGGUGUUGUUUUGCACUCCUUUAAUCUCAGCACUUGGGAGGCAGAGGCAGGAAGAUCUCUGAGUUUGAAGCCAGCCUGGUCUACAUAAGUUCCAGCCUACCCAAGGCUAUAUAGUGAGAUCCUGUAUUGAAAAUCUAGGAAGAAAGAAAAGAAUAAAAGCUUAAAGUGAACCAUUGGUUAUUUGGAACAUUAUAGUCAAUCAACUAAGUCUUUUUAGUGGAAAGACCCUGUGAAAUCUCCAUAGAAAAUUACAAGCAGUGGGUCCCAUAUGUAACUUUUAACAGAUUCAGAAAUAGCUAAUCUAAAAAUUGGCAGAGCUGUCCAGAGAAAAAGUGGGUAUUAGGGAGUUUGAAAUAAGUAUACUUUUUAAGCGAGAUCUUGUUUUUCCAUAUUCCCUUCACCUUCAUUGGAAUAGAAAACAUGUUCAGAUUAUUUUUCUUUUCUUCUUGUUUUGUGAGGCAAGGACUCAGAGAUCUGCCUACCUAGGCAUGCCAAUCCCCUCCCACCCCUCAAACACACACACACACACACCCUCUUUCUCUUAAUUAAGUUUGUAGAGUGUGUUCAUUAAAGAUUAUAUUUAGUUGAUGUCUUUCAGUCUGCACAAGAGCUUUCAUUAUGAAUUACUUAUAUAGCUGGCUACUUUGAAAUUCAGUGGACAAGUGAAUUUAAGGAUGAAUAUUCAUUUUUCUUUGGUCUACCUGAAAUUGUCAAGGAGGGACAAUGUGAACCUAUCCAGUUUUUAGACUAAGGUUUCUUUAGUAAACAUCCUAAGUCAAAGAUGGCAAGGUUAACUGGUCUUCAAAAACUUGAAGAUGAUUGGUUUUAAGCCCUAAACGAGCUGUAUUCUUGAGUUAAUUUUCAAAUGGGAAUUAAAUGAUAAAACAUGAUUUAAAUCACUACCAAAUUUAAGUUUACUAUUUUUCCUGAUGCACAAAAUUGAUAUACUGUGCCCAGUUGUGUCAUGUGUUUGGAAGGUGGUAAAUAGGGCCACUCCUGAGAGGUAGACAGCAGAAGUUGGUAAUUAAAAAAAAAGGUCACAACUGAUGUAUCUUCUUUGAGUAAUAAACUAUUCACUGAGA